AUAUAUAUAUAUAUAAAAAAAAAAAAAAAAACCCUAAAUUUUUAUGUAUUUAUUUUCUUUCUUUUUUUUUUCUUUCCCUUUUUUUUUUUUCUUCUUUCUUUUUUUCAAAUAAAAAACUAAUUUCAUAAUUAAAAUGGAUGACCGAAUAAUGUACAAAAGAUCACAAGCAUUACGUGAAUAUGUUGCUUCAUUUCAUCUUACACUCAUGUUUGUGGGCCUCUUUGUAACUUCAAUAGGCGCAUAUCUGAUCAACUCAAACACCAGUAGGACAAUAUCGAUUCUAUUAUUAACAAUAGGCAUCAUGAUCACCACAACCAGUUUCAUUGGUUGCUUUGGGGCACACUUGGAACAUACGGGAUUUCUCAACACUUAUAGUAGUAUCACUGCAAUUGCACUGAUCCUCGAACUAGUUGCAAUGGGUCUUGCUUAUACUCAUACAUCACAGUUGGAUUAUUAUGGCAGUCUAGCAUGGGACUUCUUUAAAGACAAUGACUCGCAAUUCCUUGUUGAUCUGGAACAAUCAGUGAAAUGCUGCGGAUAUGGAUCCGUAUCCGAUAGGGCUGUGCCAAAGACAUGUUCCGUAACUUUAGGAGUUAAUAUCGGAUGCAGGGAAUCAAUUAUGAACAACGUGCAAGCACAACAUCAGUGGAUCACCAUCAUUAUCCUCGUUCUAUUGUCUGUUCAGUUUAUAGCCUUACUGGUAUCUGUCGUCUUGAGCUGUAUCAUGGAUCGUGAGACAAGAGAAGAAGAAACCUACAUGGCUCUAUUGAGUCAAAAUAACAAUUGGUCCAACAAUGGCGGUGAAAGUUCAUUGGGUUACAUCGGAAACAGUGGCUAUUUUGGAAGAAAUACUCGAUCCAGUCAAAGAUCUAUUCCAAGGUAUGGAAGCACACCAUCAAAAUAAAUAAAAAAUAAAAAAAAAAUAUUGGCGCGCAGCUUUUUUUUGUCGGCUGACAAAAAAAAAUAAAAUACC
Messenger RNA from Mucor mucedo, 973 nucleotides. RefSeq names its product Tetraspanin family-domain-containing protein. The transcript is spliced from 7 exons. The record is from RefSeq and is a predicted model, not a curated record. Gene Ontology annotation, cellular component: membrane. Lineage: Eukaryota; Fungi; Mucoromycota; Mucoromycetes; Mucorales; Mucoraceae. Bases 134 to 904 code for a protein of 256 amino acids.